UCCUAUUAGUAGCAUUAGCGAUUGAUAAUCUGGAUAUGUUAUCCUCUACGCGCUACUGCACACUCUUCGGGUGGAACCCAAACAACCAAGCAACAAACCCUCGCCUCUGGGAACUCUCGCACUAGAAAGCCUACCACUUCCACUUUUUCUUUACUUCAGACAGGUUAGUUAAUGUCUGCACUGUAAAGAAAAAAUAAUCAAACUUUAAAUAAGCCGGAGGCCUGGAGGUGAGAUGAAUUCCUUGACAGUGAAACUCUCUUCCUUUGUAUUGCAAUCUUCGACGAUCCUCUCAUCGUGUAAGCCUAGAAAAUGUCUUCCUUCAGUUCGUUUCCCAAGAAAAAUUAAAAGCAAGAGAAGAUUGGGUUUGAGAAUUGAAGCUUACGAUUCUUCAAAAAGCAAUGAUUCUUCUAAGUCCAACGGUGAUUCCAGGCCUCUUAAUGGCACCCUGAAGAAUCAACAGCCUAAAACCAGGAGAGAUAUUCUGUUGGAGUAUGUGAAAAAUGUGCAGCCCGAGUUCAUGGAGUUGUUCGUGAAACGGGCACCGCAACAGGUUGUUGAGGCAAUGCGACAAACGGUUACAAAUAUGAUUGGAACACUGCCCCCGCAAUUUUUUGCGGUGACAGUCACCACAGUUGCUGAAAAUCUUGCACAACUCAUGUACAGUGUUAUGAUGACUGGAUAUAUGUUUAGGAAUGCACAAUACCGAUUGGAAUUGCAACAAAGUUUAGAGCAGGCUGCUCUUCCUGAGGUACAGGAAGAAAAGGAUGUUCCAGAUUAUGCACCUGGUACACAAAAGAAUGUAUCUGGUGAAGUUAUUAGGUGGAAUAAUGUUUCUGGCCCGGAGAAAAUAGAUGCUACAAAGUACAUUGAGUUACUUGAAGCAGAGAUUGAGGAACUAAAUCGUCAAGUUGGUAGAAAAUCUGCAAAUGGACAAAAUGAGCUAUUAGAAUAUCUCAAGUCUCUUGAGCCACAAAAUCUGAAGGAGUUGACAAGUAGUGCUGGAGAGGAUGUGGUGUUUGCAAUGAACACAUUCAUUAAGCGUCUUUUAGCUGUUUCGGAUGCUGAACAAAUGAAGGCAAGUGUAACCGAGACUAGUGCACCAGAACUUGCCAAGCUAAUUUAUUGGCUGAUGGUGGUUGGAUACAGCAUUAGGAACAUUGAAGUCCGUUUUGACAUGGAUAGAGUACUUGGCACUCCUCCAAAGCUUGCCGGGUUGCCUCCAGGAGAAAACAUUUAGUUGCUGAUGGAUGAUUUCAAUUAAAAGCAAUGGCGAAGUUUGAACACAUUAAUAUGCUCUAUUAAGUUGACAAGCAGAGGGUUAAUCCAGGGUGAUUAAGCGCUGGCAUGCCAUGAAUGGUUGGCUUCUUAUAAUAGCCUAAAUCUAUUGAUGAAACAGGCCUUUUCAAAAGGAAUUCCAACUUUUAAAUACAGCUAAGUUGAGGUUUUCGUCAAACACUGAUGCAAAUGGUUCUUCCAACGGUUUUAAUGCCGAUCUGUUACAAUAAGUUAAAAUAUCAAAUUCCUUACUGAUUACUGUCUGGU
Durio zibethinus is the source of this 1542-nucleotide messenger RNA. RefSeq lists its product as uncharacterized. NCBI's taxonomy places the organism in Eukaryota, Viridiplantae, Streptophyta, Magnoliopsida, Malvales, Malvaceae. The record is from RefSeq and is a predicted model, not a curated record.